Molecule: messenger RNA, 1342 nt
Organism: Humulus lupulus (European hop)
Lineage: Eukaryota; Viridiplantae; Streptophyta; Magnoliopsida; Rosales; Cannabaceae
Exons: 1
Coding region: 199-1053 (284 amino acids)
Source: RefSeq, a predicted model, not a curated record
CUUUCUCCCCAAGAAUAUAACCCUAACGAGUAACGACCCCCUACUAUCAAUAUUUUAAUAUUUAUUAUAAAUAUUAUUUAUAUAUAAUAACUUCGUGUUUCUAUAUAUAUAUAUAUAUAUAACGCUACUUACCGUAAUACAGUCCAAACGAAAAUUAGAAAAUUGAAACAGAACAGAGCAUCGUAACGAGUGUUACAAAUGCAGGACCAGAGCUCAGAACUACCCGUUUGUCCCAGCUUUAACAGCUACUCCUCUGAUGGAUUCGUUGAUAUCGCCGCCAAGGUCUCACGUGAAUUCGCCGAUUUAGGCCUCGGAAGCUCCGACGGCGGGAGCGGACACGAGCACCACAACGAAGAUGAAGAUUUCGAGUUCGUCUCCCUCAGUACGGCCGGAGACGAGGUAUUUAUCAACGGUCCGAUCGGUCCUGUUUUUCCGGUUUUCAAUCGCGAUCUUCUAUCCGGCGGUUAUGACGAUCGACGGCGGGAUCGAUUAGGCGGCGACGAUGAAAUUCCAGGUCCUCCGUCGUCUUCGUCGUCUGAGGCUGACGAAUUGGACGGAAUUCCUUCGGGAACGUACUGCGUCUGGACUCCCAAGGGAGUUCCACCGACUCCAGGGAGAUGCAGGAAGAGCAAAUCUACAGGAUCGUCAUCGAAGCGGUGGAGUUUCAGAGAAUUGCUUCGUCGAUGUAAUAGCGACGGCAAGGAAUCCUCGUUUGUGUUCUUAACUCCGUCAUCGAGCUCGAAGAAGGUUGAAGAGAAGGUCAGUCAUGAGAAGAUAACGUCCGUUGCCGUUAACAGAGGCGGAAGCUCCGGUAGCGCCAGUAACAAUGGAAGGGCUAAGAUGAGCAACGCCGUGAAGUCGAAGCCUGCGGUGGCGGUGGGGAAGGCCGUCGGGAAUAAUAAGAUGAUAGCGGCUCAUGAGGUGUUUUAUGUGAGAAACAGAGAGUUGAAUCGAAACGCACAAAAAAGACGGUCGUUUCUUCCUUACAGGCAAGAUUUGGUUGGGUUCUUUGCUAAUGUGAACACAAUGGGAAGAAGUUUCCCUCCUUUCUGAUCAUCUUCAUAAUUUACUCAAUUAAAGUCUUUUCUUUUUUGCUUGAGAGAAAAAAAAAAUCUAAAUUAUUAUAGUUUUCUAUACAUAGUCGAAAAUUAAAAAAAAAAUGCUUUAUUUAUUAAAUUAAUAAUCGAGACACUGUCGAUUCUUACUCUCAUUUGCUGAGGUAAUUUGGUCCAAUUUUGUAUCCUAAUUAAGUUAUGCAUGAGCUACUUAAUUUGUAAUAUAAUUAAUUAUUAUUUAUGUAUUUAGUAAGAUAAUAUAAUAUUACACUUUCUUUAGGCAUUAA